AUGGCUCAGACUCCUCCUGUGCCUCGCACACUGAAAGAAUUUCUUGCACACGGCAUCGAGCCUGCUCAGUGCUCCAUUUGUUACGAACCGUACAACUUCACCCAUACGGCCAUCAGGAUUCGCGGAUGUGGACAUGAGUUCGGCAGAAUCUGUCUGGAGAAGUGGCUACAGCAGUCUGACGCAACGGGCACAUGUCCACACUGCCGGGGAGUACUGUUCAACAACCCUGAAAAGAUUGAAUCGGAAGCUCUGGAAGAAAUGCGGGAAGAUUUUGUAGAGAGUGGCCGCCAAGUCCGUUUUGCGCAAGGCCGUGUUUUACGACUGUUAGACCUCUGUGAUCCACAUGGGAUCCUGAUGUCGUUAUGGCGUAACGUCCGCCAGGAAUAUGGUCUACUGGCACGCGAACAUCUACAGAAUGCGUGGUCAAGAGGUAUUCGAGCGCUCGUACUCAACCUGACGCAGAUUGAUGAAUCAGCGGGAGGUACCCAUAGUAGUCAUGACAUCGUCAUACUCGACCUAUACAUCCAUUUUCCUUACGAGCGCAGCAUCCUGGAGCUUUUCCCAGCCUCUACACCUGAGACUUGUCCGUUCGAUGUGCUUUGUCGCAACUUCAUUCGCGUCGCCAGACUCCUACCCAGUCUGCAGAAUCCCAACUCGAUCCUCCUGCGUGCCUUGAUCAUGUUCCAGAUUCGCAAUCCGACUACCUCCAUGGCAACUGCUCUACAGGACAUUGAUGAUGACCUUUUGAAGGCUGGCUCCAGCCGCUACUCCGUCUCGCACCAUCCGGACUGGAGGACUCCAGUGUCGCGUUUAUACCUCUUGCUCAUACUCUUGGCUCACGACUACGAAUACAAUCUCCGCUUCCAGCCUCUGAAAGUCUACGAUAGAGAAGAUGUAGCACGGGUAUUGCGUCUUCUCGAACGACCCAUCUUCUUCGGCGAGACAACAAACACCAUGCCACUUGAUUCUGCUUUCUGCGAGCGAGUAGCGCGCUUCUACCAUCUUUCCAAGGUUGGUCAGCCCCAGGAUGAUAACGAAGGAGGGCUGUUGGACCCAUAUAUUGGCCGACGGACAAUUUGCACUCAUGUGCAGGGUCUCUGGGCGUGGUCAAAGACUCCCGGCAGCGCGCCGUGGGAUGGUGUUACAGGGCCUGUGGACUAUUCUAGUGAUAGUGAGGACGAGGAUGGCUUUGCGGAUUGGGACCGGGCGCAGUCGGAGAUUGAUGAUCUUGAUGGACAAGAGCUUCCUGCACUCCUUCAGCUCGAUGGAGUGGUUCAUCGUACUGUUUUAGAGGGCUAA
This is a messenger RNA of Plenodomus lingam JN3, 1299 nucleotides long. RefSeq lists its product as uncharacterized. The record is from RefSeq and is a predicted model, not a curated record. Lineage: Eukaryota; Fungi; Ascomycota; Dothideomycetes; Pleosporales; Leptosphaeriaceae.